AUGGAAGAAGAAAGAAAAGUUGCAGAGUUACAGAAAAAUAUGACACAGGACUCUGUGGUCUUUGAGGAUGUGGCUGUGGACUUCACCCAGGAGGAGUGGGCUCUGCUGGAUUUUGCUCAGAGGAGCCUCUACAGAGAUGUGAUGCUGGAAAACUUUCAGAACCUGGCCUCCCUAGGGUAUCCACUGCAGACACCAUAUCUGAUCUCCCAGUGGAAACAAGAGGAGGACCUGGAGACAGUGGAAAGAGGACCUAUCCAGGGGGAGCACCAGGAAGGUUUUGAGAUUCAACUUAAAACUAAUGAAUCAGUAGCUCCACAAGAUAUUUAUGGACAAAGAAUAUCCAGUGAACAGAAAAUAGUAAGAUUCAAAAGGAAUGAUUCUUGCUCAUCCAUUUUACACAAAAACUGGGAAUACCAUGGUAUUUGUUAUCAGAACAAAAACCAUGAGAGACAUUUGAGAAGUCCAGUUGUGGAGAACAUCUAUGAAUGUAAUGAAGAAAAUCGGUGUGGACAAGACUUCAGCCAAAUUUCACAUCUUAAUAUACUCAAGAGAACUACUGAAGUGAAGUCCUAUGAAUGCCAUGAGUGUAAAAUGGCCUUCACGGAUCAUUUAUCCCUUAAGAAUCACAUCAGGUCUCACACUGGAAGCAAACCCUAUCAGUGUAAAGAAUGUGGGAAAGCUUUCCAUUUUCUUGCUUGUUUUAAGAAGCAUGUGAAAAAUCCCACUGAAGGGAAACCUUAUGAAUGUAAAGAAUGUACAAAAACCUUCGGUUGUUCUUCCUUCUUUAGGGCACAUAUGAAGAUUCACACUGGAAAGAUAAGCUAUGAAUGUAAGGAAUGUGGAAAAACCUUUAGCUGUUCUUCAUCCCUGACAGAACACAAAAGGAUUCACAGUGGAGAUAAGCCUUAUGAAUGUAGGGAAUGUGGGAAGGCAUUUAGUUGUUCUUCCUCACUCUCCAAACACAAAAGAAUUCACAGUGGAGAUAAGCCAUAUGAAUGUAAGGAAUGUGGGAAAGCCUUUAGUUCUUCCUCUCACCUUAUAAUACAUAUAAGAAUUCAUACUGGAGAGAAGCCUUACGAAUGUAAAGAGUGUGGGAAGGCCUUCAGCGAGUCCUCAAAACUCACUGUACACGUCAGAACACACACAGGAGAGAAACCCUAUAAAUGUAAGGAAUGUGGGAAAGCCUACAAUUGUCCCUCCUCCUUAAGUAUCCAUAUGAGAAAACACACUGGAGAGAAACCCUAUGAAUGCCUGGAAUGUGGAAAAGCCUUCUAUCUUCCCACUUCCCUUAAUACGCAUGUGAAAAAUCAAAGUAGAGAGAAACCCUAUGAAUGUAAGGAAUGUGGAAAAGCCUUUAGUUGUCCCUCAUCCUUCAGAGCACACGUGAGAGAUCACACUGGAAAGAUACAAUAUGAAUGUAAGGAAUGUGGGAAGGCCUUUAGCCGUUCCUCAUCCCUCACUGAACACUUAAGAACUCACACUGGAGAGAAGCCUUAUGAAUGUAAAGAAUGUGGGAAAGCCUUUAUUAGUUCCUCCCAUCUUACAGUACAUAUAAGAACUCACACUGGAGAGAAACCUUAUGAAUGUAAGAAAUGUGGCAAAGCCUUUAUUUAUCCCUCAGCUCUGAGGAUCCACAUGAGAACACAUACUGGGGAGAAACCUUAUGAAUGUAAGGAUUGUGGGAAAGCCUUUCGUCAUUCUUCAUACCUUACUGUCCAUGUGAGGACGCACACUGGCGAGAAACCCUUCGAAUGUCUGGAAUGUGGGAAAGCCUUCAGUUGUCCCUCAUCCUUUCGAAGACACGUAAGAAGCCACACUGGAGAGAAACCAUAUGAAUGUAAGGAAUGUGGGAAAGCCUUUGUGUGUCCUGCCUACUUUCGAAGACAUGUGAAAACUCACACUAGGGAAAACGUAUAAAUGCUGUGAAAUGUGGAAGCGUCUGCAAGGCGUUUUCACCUCAUAGCAUAUCUGGAACGUUGUGGAGAUGGGCCAUGAAUGUAAGAAAGCAAGAAAGUGUUGCUUAUCUGUUUGAGGACUUGAGAAC
Messenger RNA from Odobenus rosmarus divergens (Pacific walrus), 2044 nucleotides. It is a transcript of the gene ZNF699, whose product is annotated as zinc finger protein 699. Gene Ontology annotation, molecular function: RNA polymerase II cis-regulatory region sequence-specific DNA binding; DNA-binding transcription factor activity, RNA polymerase II-specific. NCBI's taxonomy places the organism in Eukaryota, Metazoa, Chordata, Mammalia, Carnivora, Odobenidae. The transcript is spliced from 5 exons. The record is from RefSeq and is a predicted model, not a curated record. Gene Ontology annotation, biological process: regulation of DNA-templated transcription. Bases 1 to 1917 code for a protein of 638 amino acids.